This is a messenger RNA of Lactuca virosa, 1187 nucleotides long. Lineage: Eukaryota; Viridiplantae; Streptophyta; Magnoliopsida; Asterales; Asteraceae. The record is from the annotation of a GenBank genome assembly.
CCCUAGGGCCAUUUCUAGUUGGGAAGCCUAUAACACAGCGAAGGAUUCCAAUCAUUCCAUAAGACGUUUUAGUUUGUUGGUUUGAAAUGGAAGUUGUCGGUGCACCGAUCCGAGUUCAAUCUAUUGCAGAGAAGGAUCUAAAAGUGGAGGUGCCGCCGCAGUAUAUACAACCGCUGGAGAACCGACCUAGCAAGCCGAGUAACGGAAACGCCACUGAUCAUAAAAUCCCUAUGAUCAACCUCGGCGGCGAUAGGGAUGUGAACCUCCUAUGUAAAGAGAUCGGGAGCGCAUGCACAGAGUGGGGCGCCUUCCAUGUAAUUAACCACGGUGUUUCUACUACGCUGCUGGAUCAAAUAAGGAAGGUCGGAUCCUCCUUCUUUGAAGACUUUCCGAUGACGGAAAAGCUCCGGUACGCCUGUGAUUCCACUUCUCCUGCUUCUGAAGGCUACGGAAGCCGCAUGCUAGUUGCCUCCGAUGAUGCAGUCCUUGACUGGAGAGAUUACUUUGAUCAUCACACUUUCCCUCUUUCUCGUCGUCAUCCUUCUCGGUGGCCGCAUUUCCCUCCAAAUUACAGGGAAGUUAUUGGGGAAUACAGUGAUAAUAUGAAAGUCCUUGCUCUGAAACUUUUGGGCUUAAUCUCCACAAGCUUAGGCUUAUCAUCUUCCUUCAUUGAAGAAUCCAUGGGAGAAGUAUACCAAAACAUCACCGUGAGUUACUACCCAUCAUGCCCACAGCCUGAGCUUACACUUGGCUUGCAAUCUCACUCCGACAUGGGAUUCAUCACCCUUCUCAUUCAAGAAAACGUUGCAGGUCUUCAAGUAUCCAAGAAUGAUGAUUGGGUCACUGUAGAUCCUGUAUCUCAUGCCAUCUUUGUGAUCUUAGGUGAUCAAACAGAGAUCAUAACAAAUGGAGUUUAUAAGAGCGCUGUGCAUAGGGCCAUAACAAAUGGUGAAAAAGCAAGGCUUUCAGUUGCUACAUUCCAUGAUCCUGCAAAAACAGUGUCAGUGUCACCAGCACCAGGAUUGCAGCCACCUCCCAAGUAUCAUGAAGUUGUAUAUGGUGAUUAUGUUCAAUCAUGGAAUCGUUGCUUCAUUUACAAGGUUAACUUCAAGGAUAGGAGUGCUCAUAUAAUAGUUAGCAGGACAGAAGUACCACUUGGGGGCAACCUUGACAAAAGGUUCAUAUAA